ACUCGCUGGCGUUUAACUCGUUUGCUCGAUUACUUAUGUGAGUGUCGGUGGAAGAACAACUAUUCCACGACAGCUAAUACUCGUACUUAAAAUUAUAUAAGACUUAGUAUUCGUGAUAAUACAACUUUUCGGCAUUAUAUUGGCCCAUACAUCCUCCCAUAACCGAGGAUGGUACCGUGGCUUGUCUUGGGAAUAUGCGGCCUGGUGGCGUAUUUUAUCUAUGAUGCCUACCGGAAAAACGCUUACUGGAGAGAAAAAGGAGUGCCUGCGCCUUUUCUCUACCCUGUAGUUGGUCGAUUUCUGGAGCAAAUAUAUGCGGGUCAAGGCAAAUUCGAUUACAAAUGGACUCAAAAACUCGGCCGCAAGUUUGGGCUGUUCGACGGACCGGUGCCAGUAAUUGUCAUUUCCGAUACCGAAAUGUUAAAAAAUGUGAUGGUCAAGGAUUUCUCACAUUUUGUCAAUCGCCGGGAGAUUGAGGGGAUCAACGGCCCUAUAAUCGAUCAGGCCGUCAGUGUUCUCAAAGACCAACGCUGGAAAGAUGUACGCAGUGUGCUGGUGCCGACCUUCACAUCCGGCAAAAUGCGAAUGAUGAAUCCGCUGAUCCAAGAGUGCAGUCAGACCCUCAUCCAGAACAUGGACAAAAUGGCCGAGAAUGGACAGGAAUUCGAAGCUAAAGAAAUGUUUGGUCGCGUCACGUUGGAUGUGAUUGCAUCGGCGUUCUUCGCCACCAAGAUCGACUCGCAAAAAGAUCCCAACAGCGAUUUCGUGCGGCAUGCCAGGAAAGCGUUCGAUUUCAACUUUACCAAUCCGCUGCUAAUUGCUGCCUUUUUAUUCCCGAAGCUUGUGCCGUUGCUCGUCAAACUGGGAUUCCAGGGCUUCAGCCGUGAAGUCACCGACUUCUUUGUCCGCAACACGGAAGAGAUUGUCCGCAUGCGCAACGCGUCACAGGAUCAUUCGCGCAAGGAUUUCCUCCAACUGAUGCUCAACUCACUCAAAGGUCAAAGUCCAGUCGCCAGCAAAGCAACUAAAGAGGCAACGGAAACUACCGUCCGCGAUGACACCGAUGCCGAUCAUGCCGACAUCCUGUCGGACGUUCUUUCCAACGGACCCGUCACACCCGAGCACAACUAUACUUCCAACUACAAAUUGACUACCGAAGAACUGGUCGCACAGUCCGUCAUUUUCUUCUUGGCCGGAUACGAAACCACCGCGACUACGCUGAGCUUUCUAACCUAUUGCUUGACAGCAAACCCCGAGAUUCAAGAACGACUCCGCGAGGAGAUCGAGAACGUGAUGGGUGAUCGGGAAGUGCCCACUUAUGACAUCAUAGCCAAGAUGGAAUAUCUUGACUGCUGCAUCAACGAAACGCUGCGAAUUUAUCCGCCAUUGGCACGUACGGAGCGGAUGUGCAACGAGACGUGGACACACAAAGGACUGACUGUUGAAAAAGGGAGUGUUGUGGCGAUCCCCAUCUAUGCUAUCCAUCACGAUCCCGAGUACUGGCCGGAUCCGGAGACGUACAAUCCUGACCGGUUUUCCCACGAAAACAAGCACAAUAUCAAACCAUACACUUUCCAAACCUUUGGUCAAGGUCCUCGCAAUUGUGUCGGCAUGCGUUUCGCCUACUAUGAAAUCAAGCUGGUCAUGGUCAACAUUCUCCGCAAAUUCCGCUUUGUGCCCUGCUCCAAAACUGAGAUUCCUUUACAAAUCACCGACGUGGGUUUCCUGCGGGCUAAGAAUGGCGUUUGGGUGAAGCUGGAGAAAUUAUCUGCUUGAAGUUGAUUUUGAAUCGGCAGUGGCAUUUAGAGACGGCUCGUGCAAUGCAUAUGCUUUCCUUUUCAAACAUUUUUGUAUAAGUGUGGCGUAAUGUAGUGGCAGGGGUGUCACGAGAUUGUUGCGUUGUUGUGAUCUUAGUGUCCGGUAGCAGUAUGCCAGUGCUAAUAUGCUAUUAAGUAUAUUGUCGAUUAUUAGUUGGUUUUGUACUCCCUCCGUGGCGGGUUAAUAUUAAGCAUAUUACCGCCACCUUCAAGUCGUGAUAACAACUAUAUAUCGGCAGACACUACACUACAUACAAUUGCAUGUACAUCGUACACUAUGCUAUUGCACGUUUGGUGCAAAGUCUAGCAAGAUUAAAUUAACCGAAGCGAAGACAAGACUGAAAGAAAUUCAAAAAAAGAGAAAUAGGUAGUCGCUAGAAUGGAUAAAAAUUCGUAACGCGAUAAAACGGUGAAACAUAACUGGGUGGUCGUAUCGGUAGCGCAAUAUUAACGCUACAGUACAAUAUUAUGUCACACACCGACUCUCUUUGUUUUUACUUAGACAAGGGAUAGACAUCGUGCAAGCAUUUGUCCGAAAUUACGACAUCCGUAUUCAUGCGAAAGCAGUUUAUCACAGAUCGAUAAUAUAUGCAGAACACGAUAUAAGUUUCAGCCCUUCGAGAGGUACUAGAUUGAUUUUUGAUUUACUAAAUCUUGCAUACAUAGAAACGGCGACAUGGGAAACGACUAGAAUCGGCAACGCGAUGCUGUUGGCUUUCAAUACGGAAGCUGCAGUAAAUGGUCUCAUGUCGAAUUUGAACUUGUCCGAUCCUCGGUGGCAAUCGCGUGACUGGCUUGGGGUAAAUUUCAGUAUUCUUGUCUGAAGAGAGGCUAGAGUAUCUAAUCUCUACCAGUCCGCAGAUUGUGUUAAAGAAUGUUAAGCAUAUCUUAAUACAAACGAUACGAAGACGGUUAUAAUUGACUCAUUAUCCAAAGACACAAAAUGCGGCAGCAUAAAAUGCUUCACGAUAGCAAGGGCAUUCUCCGUACUUACAAAGCGACUGAUUUGACGACAAGCGAUACUGACAGCAGCUGACAAUACGGCCGCAGAUAAGUCCGCUGCGACAGAGCAUUGAGUCCUUUUAAGGUAUCAAACUAUUAUUACACAUUCUGACGAUCACCAAGUAACUACACACCGAAAGCAUAAAUGCUCACUGCCACGGACUUCUAAGGAGAAAAACUGAUACAGCUUUUCUGCGGAAUACAUUUUAGAAAUUUUUUUUAUAGAGAAAAUAGCAUUGCACAUGUUCGUAAAGCAUUUGUGUUAACAGCAUCGGCUGAUAAGUUGUACUGCUCUGUUAACAUUUUCAGCGAAUUGCUUCCGAGAAAAAUAUUUGAAAAUGAACGCUUAUGUAUUACAUGAGUAGUCUAUGAAUGCUUUUGCCGAACUCAAACUUCAAAAUGAACUUCAGGCCGAUAACUUUUCCAGCUUCACCCAAACGCCGUUUUUAGCCCGCAAGAAGCCCACGUCGGUAAUUUGCAAAGGAAUCUGUUAAGAAAGCGCAACUGUUAGCCGAGUAACAGAAGUGUGCCCGGUUGGUGCUACCGAAAUGGGUAUGCUACUUAGUGUUUAAUACGUCACCAUACCUCAGUUUUGGAGCAGGGCACAAAGCGGAAUUUGCGGAGAAUGUUGACCAUGACCAGCUUGAUUUCAUAGUAAGCGAAACCUAAACGUACCGAUGUCCAUCACAAACCUCGCGCAUAUCCCAUUUAACUGAAUAUCUGUAAAACACUUGCGUGUUUUAUACUCACGCAUGCCGAUACAGUUCCGAGGACCUUGACCAAAGGUUUGGAAAGUGUAUGGUUUGAUAUUGUGCUUGUUUCCGUGGGAAAACCUAGGAAGCAGUCACAGUGGUCAUCCUACUUAAACUGAUAUCGUCAUUGAUAAGUGUGAUGUACCGAUCGGGAUUGUAAGUUUCGGGAUCCGGCCAGUACUCGGGAUCGUGGUGGAUAGCAUAGAUAGGAAUCGCCACAAUAUUCCCUUCCUCAACAGUCAAUCCUUUAUACGUCCACGUCUCGUUGCACAUCCGCUCAGUCCGAGCCACCGGCGGAUAGAUGCGCAGUGUCUCGUUGAUGCAGCCGUCUAAAUAUUCCAUCUUAGCGAUGAGGUCAUACGUGGCUACUUCUCGGUCACCCAUCACGUUUUCGAUUUCCUCGCGGAGUCGCUCCUGGAUCUCGGAAUGCGCGGUCAAGCAGUAGGUCAGAAAACUCAGGGUGGUCGCGGUGGUUUCG
Messenger RNA from Paramacrobiotus metropolitanus, 4049 nucleotides. Its product is annotated as cytochrome P450 3A24-like. Lineage: Eukaryota; Metazoa; Tardigrada; Eutardigrada; Parachela; Macrobiotidae. The transcript is spliced from 15 exons. The record is from RefSeq and is a predicted model, not a curated record. The coding region runs from base 169 to 1776 and encodes 535 amino acids. Gene Ontology annotation, molecular function: heme binding; steroid hydroxylase activity; iron ion binding.